AUGGCAUUCAUCAACUUUCCCAAGCAGAGAGAGGCCACGGACAAAGAAGUUGGUGUGCUGAAAUCAGUCAUUAAAUGCAUUGAGGAUUACAAUCUUGAAUCUAAGUAUCCAAAGGAGAUCCUUGUAAAGCGCAUCGAAGAACUAGAGAUGGAGCAGACCAACAGGAAAUGCCCUGCAGCAGUCCCUACUCCCCAGCCUUGGCAGCAGUCAAAACCACAAAAAUGCAGUGGAAGCAAGCAUUCUCGGACUACUAGUCCAGCUACAAUGCCACAGAGUGUAGCAGGUUUGUUGCCAGAUUGUCAUGCUCCAUACCUAAGUUCACGAGAUGGGCCUGACGGCUUGGCAGGCACCACUCCGGCCAUGGCCUUUCAUGCUGGGUCGUCUGCUGGCCCGUAUGGUUUUUCGGGAGCUCCUUUGGAUUUUAUACCUGGGAGUCUAACCCCUAUUGAAUCCAAUUUAGCUUCAGAGUCGCAUAUGCAAUCUGGUUAUUAUGAUCGGCCAAUUGUUUAUAAUGGACAUGGUUUGCCACCACAAUACAAUCUAUCUUACUAUCCUGAGUAGUUUGUUGCUCUUCCUUGUUUGUGUCGUAAAACUUUGGAGGGUACCUUAGCUAUUGCCCCGACUUUGCAGUUCCAGUCAUCGAAAACCUUACUGACCUUUUUUGAUCACCAUGAUUGUAGCACAGUGACCAGACUGGUCUUUGUUUAGAUUGUUAAAUUGUGUCUGUCUAGCAUCACAAUAGUAGCUUAUGGCACACAUCAUUCUAAAGCAAUCAUGAAUUGCCUCAUGUUUGGAAUUGAUUCUUCCAAGGGUUUUUGGGAAGGUGGAAACCACAAGGGAUUGAUACCCAUCCGUUUUCCUUUCAAUUCUUUCUUCUUCUUUUUUUCCCUUUAUGUCUAACGGCAUCCUUUUUGGAGGUGUAGUUAUGAUGCUACUGUUACCACUUUCCCACCUUACCCAACUCCUUAAAAAAGGAUGCUUUUACCACCAUAUAUGAGACAAUUAGUCAAUCUUUGGUGGUGAGUCCAUUUUUCUUCAUUUUUAUUGUAUAUCCUUAUGGAAUGAUUUUGGUAUCUAAUUACGACACUAGACGGUAUUCAUUUUUCUUGUGGUUUUCUGGUUUCUAAGCUCCCUUCAUCUUCUUCUUCUUCUUUUUUGUUAUGUUUGUUUUGGCUCCUUUAGACUUUGCAUUUGCCUGGAGUUCUGAGUUUUUUGUCUUUCGGGCUAAUCUGCCAUUAUAUUGUACUAGCUGCUGUGUUUGAUUUUCUUUAGGAGCUGUUCUUUGCAUCCCAUGCAAGUAGUCUAUUGCAGCUCCUUUUCUUCUUGUUAGGACUUCUUCACCCCGUUUAUGAGUACAUUAUCAUACUGGAGAUUCAGUUGCUGAGUGUUGAUUGAAGGGUUCCUUCAUGGUUCCAAAGAAAGUAUCAGUUGAUACUGAUACGACUCAGCGGAUUGUAUCCAGAAUGGCACCUUUUGUUUGGAGGUUGAUACAUAUUCCGUGUAAACCACGAGCCUUUUGAGAUUCGUGGUUUACUUAGAGCAGUGCGAAUGACUCAACCGAGUUGCCUAUGUCAUCAUCAUCGAAUAACAACAUAUCAUCCGACGCCAUUUUGCGGCGCUGUGGUCUAAGAUAAAUCUCUCAAGUCCAAUUUCUUUUUCUAUAUAGCAUUUUAUGCGAAUAGCAUGAUACUAUUCUAUGGGGCCGCCAGUGCAUCCUCCAUGCCAAUUACCAAUACACCAAUCUUGAAUCAUGGCACCUUAUGUUGCAUUGAUUCUAUGUAAUUUUGCCGGAACCAGUAAAGAAAGCUGCCCAUUUGGUAUCGGUUUACUAAAUGUGUGGGCUUGUAUUGCACAUAUGUAUGGGACAUGCACAUAUAUGCAAUGAAGUGCAGGUGGCAGCAUUCAGCACGGUGACCACUGCAGCAUACCCCUCCAGAAUCCUAAGUGCCCUCUUUUUGUGGUCAUUUGUUUCUUAGGUACCCGUCUGAAACUACAGUAGCAAUGAUUUGGGCCAAAUGCUCUUUUUUGGGGAAAACAAUGCCUAGUUCAAUGGCCAGAAUGCAGUGAUGGAGUUUAAUUGUUUGUAUUGGAUCCCAAAGAAAGCACUUUUUUUUUUUGUUUUUGUUUUCGCAAUAUUUCUGGCCGCCGCAUUAUUAUUUGGAUCCUAUUUUUUGUGUGCAAUAAUGAUUUUUGAAGAGAUUAGUGUAUACUCUGGUGAAAGUUUGGUAAUAUUGGUUAGAGCCUGUAGAACAAGUGAACAAGUCUGGCUGUUGAGGAAGUUGUUUGGUUUCUUUCACUUUGUAGUUCUACUUUUGAAAACAUAAGUCAUGGG
Molecule: messenger RNA, 2332 nt
Organism: Ilex paraguariensis (yerba mate)
Lineage: Eukaryota; Viridiplantae; Streptophyta; Magnoliopsida; Aquifoliales; Aquifoliaceae
Source: the annotation of a GenBank genome assembly